AUGGAGUGUCUUUCGCAUGCCAAGGGUUGCCACUGUCGACAGUGCAUCGCGGAGCUUUCCAGCCCCCCUCGUCAGCUGAAGGAUUCCCAGUCGGGCAGUGACGAUGAAAUCAAAAUCAAGGCUUCUCAGCCCGCCAACGAACGUGGAGGCGGCUAUCAUCAUGAUAUAGCUAUACAUGGUGUCACUCAUGAUAGUGGUCCAAUCGGAGGCAGCACGUCUCAGGAUGACCAGAGCACUUUUCCUUGCAAUGCUGCAGCAUCGUUCACGACCUCUUCCGAACAAGGCCAGUACUUUCACGUGCAAGGCUCGGUGCAGGGAUCUCAUCUCUCACAGUAUGCCCUCUUGGAUCAUGCUGCCAAAAUGCCAAGCUCGCGGGCUCGUUGGCCUCUGCAGAAUGCCACGCCUCGUGGAUCGACUGCGUCCCGCAGUGGGACCCUUGACAGCACGAGUCAGCAUGCAAGCAAGAGUGACAACGAAAGAGACAGUGAUGAUUUCCAUGAGCGGGAGAAAAAGAUGUUUGCCCGCAUCGAUUCUCUCACUAUUCCUGCUCGCGAUUUGGCAGUUCUUGCUCAUCACCCAGCUGCCGAGAAGGACUUUCAACAUGACCAGAGCUUGGUUUCCGAUUCUCUCCCGGCCCACGAUGCAAACGAAGAGAGUGGAGCCCAUGGUGACCAGGAAAUCUCGCACAACCCCCCCGCCAUCGAGACGUUGCUCAUGGCUCUGAGGGACACCGCCCCGGCCCAGACAGUCGAAGACCGACUUCUUGGCAACUUCCCUAGGCGCAUUACAACUCCAGAGCUGGUGAACAUACGCAGGAGCUUCUUCAAUACACCACAUGCAAGCCACCCCACCGAGGACCCAGAAGACUCUCUUCCCAUCUUGAACAGCCAAGGUGCUCGCAACAGACCAGAGCUCUGUCAGUCUCUUUCAAACUUCGUCAACAGCUGUCUCCGGGACCGCAACCCCAGAGUAAUUCGUAUUGUAGUGACAGUCGUGGUUCUGAUUGGCCUUGGAGUCUCGGCAGUCGUGGUCAUGGCAGUUCACUAUGCAGACCCCGCCAAAUACCGACCCACCACGAUGAUUGCUCCGGUCGUCCUGGCAUUCACCUAUGUUGCCGUGGCAGGCAUCUUCUUCGCCAGCGCCCCCGUUGCUCGCUACGACGAUGGCGUUGAGUUUGACAACUUGGCUGGCGGCGUCCGUGGAGGUCCUUCUCCGAGUGUACUUUCCUCGUCCACCGAGUUGACCAUCCCUGUCCCUGUCCGUCUCGGGCCCCGCGUCGAGGUCCGCAUUCGGUCUGGUCCUCGGCCUCUAACCCCAUUCCCCGCAGCCGCCAUCGCCAUCCCUGCCGUCCUCCCACCCGCAGGAGCUCGACCACCCCGCCUUGUGGAUUCUGUGGGCUCCGACCAGUCGACUUUGGCUAACUAG
Verticillium alfalfae VaMs.102 is the source of this 1425-nucleotide messenger RNA. RefSeq lists its product with no specific name. Bases 1 to 1425 code for a protein of 474 amino acids. The transcript is spliced from 2 exons. NCBI's taxonomy places the organism in Eukaryota, Fungi, Ascomycota, Sordariomycetes, Glomerellales, Plectosphaerellaceae. The record is from RefSeq and is a predicted model, not a curated record.